UGAUGCUUUUGUCAUGCAGUGUCUUUCUGACUUUCCAGAAGUACGUUUCAGUAUAAUAUUGAACGUCAUUGUUUUGAGAAGUAAGAUAUCACAGAUAUUUAUUUUAUAUAAAAGGGAACGCACAUACAAUCUUUAAUCGUUACAUCAAUAUGAAGGAAGUCAAGGAAGAGAACAGCACUAACGACAAAAUAGAAAAGCGAUCUGUAAAAUGGGUCCUUAUCCUUUUUUACAUUUACCUUCAUAUUCUCGGUGUUAUCGGAAUGUAUUUUCUGUUGACCAGAGCGAAGUGGAUGACGGUAUUUUACUUUUUAUUCCUCGUCACGAUCUCAUUAAUAGGACUAACAGCAGGUGCACAUCGAUUAUAUGCACAUCGUACUUUUGUCGCAAUAGGGCAACUUAGACUCUUCAUUAUGCUAUCACAAACUCUUGCAGGCGUGGGUUCGAUAUUCAACAGUGUGUUUUGGCAUAGAAUUCAUCACAAAUAUUAUGGUACUGAAAGAGAUCCGUAUAAUCAUAAAAAAGGAUUUCUUUAUUCUCACGUCAUUAGCAAUUUUUUAUCAGCACCUUCUGACAUAGAAACGUAUGCGAGAAGCAUUGAUAUGCGCGAUAUAAACGAAGAUGGAUACAUGUUUAUACAACGAAAGUUUUAUUGGAUACUCUUUAUCGUAUUUGGACUAUUACUACCUAUAAAAGUACCUAUGGCAUAUUGGGAUGAAUCGAUAGCUAACUCUUUUCUAAUCAUUGGUGCAACACGACUGAUGAUAACUACGCACAUUGCCUGGCUUGUAAACAGCGCUUUGCUGAUUUGGGGUUUAGAAAAAGGAGCUAAAUAUCCGGUCGACGAUAAUUCUGUUUUUUUUGUAUCAAAGUCCUACUGGUUAAAUUAUCAUUAUAUACUUGCGUGGGAUUAUAAAAGUGACGAAUUUGGUAAGUACAACGCGGGUUUCGCCACGUUCAUCAUCAAAAUGUGGCGCGAACUCGGAUUAAUCAGUGAGAUGAAAACCAGCACCAGCAACGAUGUACGAGACGCUCUUUGCAAAAUUGCCACGUCGGAGAUGACGUUAAAAGAAGCUCUGGCAGAAAUGCAAAAAAACGCGGAAGCAAUUGCUUAUAGAGAGAAGCUAAUGUUUCAAUACUAAAGAUAUGAAUUUAUAAGAAUUUUACAAGUUAACAAAAAUUGAUAUGUAAUUGAGAUUUUUUAAAUUUCAAUUAAAGUAGUAAAUAUUUAUUAUUGUACAUUUAUGCAACGACCUAGCAAUUGUGGAGGUAGCAAUGGUAAUCAUUUUAUGUAAUUCGACGUCAAAAAAACUAUUCUUUUGUUACUUGGGGAUAUAUGCAAAACAUUUCAUUAAAAUUAUAAAAUACCAUGAUAUGUAUAAUUUAUAUACAUCAAUCACGAUUCGCCCGUAAUGUAUUGUUUUUGAAAUAAAUAUACAGAAUGAUAUCCAUUGAAAAAUAAAUUUGUUAAUCAAUAAAAAGAUUAAUCAUUAAAUUCAAAUACCGAAUAAUCACUGUACUUUGAAACGUCAUGGAAUCUCUACAUUACUGCAAUUGAUGAUGUAUAACGAUUUAAUGUUAUGAAAGGAAGAUGCAAAUGUUAAAUAAAAAGACACAAAAAGUAA
Molecule: messenger RNA, 1622 nt
Organism: Cataglyphis hispanica
Lineage: Eukaryota; Metazoa; Arthropoda; Insecta; Hymenoptera; Formicidae
Product: acyl-CoA Delta-9 desaturase
Exons: 6
Coding region: 150-1139 (329 amino acids)
Biological process (GO): unsaturated fatty acid biosynthetic process
Cellular component (GO): endoplasmic reticulum membrane
Molecular function (GO): iron ion binding; stearoyl-CoA 9-desaturase activity
Source: RefSeq, a predicted model, not a curated record